AUGGCAGCAACACACGCACAGUGUGCCAUGUACCCAGGCUUCUCAACGUCCUUCGGCAAGGCCCUUUGCGUCCAUAGAAUAACCACAGAGAUCCUCCUCAUAUUCACCUCUACUCACAUCGUCGACUUCGUUCAGAUCACAACUCCUUGA
Colletotrichum lupini is the source of this 150-nucleotide messenger RNA. RefSeq lists its product as uncharacterized. The record is from RefSeq and is a predicted model, not a curated record. The transcript is spliced from 2 exons. The coding region runs from base 1 to 150 and encodes 49 amino acids. Lineage: Eukaryota; Fungi; Ascomycota; Sordariomycetes; Glomerellales; Glomerellaceae.